This is a messenger RNA of Bemisia tabaci, 4104 nucleotides long. The record is from RefSeq and is a predicted model, not a curated record. Lineage: Eukaryota; Metazoa; Arthropoda; Insecta; Hemiptera; Aleyrodidae.
CAAAUUUUAGGACGUGAAAAUUGGUGCAUUGUCUUUCAUCCAGCAUCCUCAAGUUUUUUACUUCACUUUGUCUUCCUUUGUCAGUUUUUCGGGCAUCGUGCUUGUUUCAAAUUUGUGGGUGCUGUUAGAUUCCUGAUUUGCACUUAAAGUUCUUUUGUGCAUCGAUAUUUUGGUUCUUCGAAAUUCCGCUACAGUUGUAAUUAAAAUAUUGCAUUAGACCUCUUUUUCUGCGGUAGAACUUUCUACUAUACUUUUAUGAAAAGUUUUAAGUGAAAGUUCUAUUUUGAGGUCACCCUCAAAAUACGUUCUUGAUUCGCACUUACUUACUACAUUCGAACAUUCAUGUCCCUUAUGAGUUUUAAAAAAAAGUCUGAGUUUUGUGGCAAUACUUCAAAUUAUGAUUCAAAAAUUACAGAUAGGGGCUUGGAGGACAAGGUGCAUACCUAAGUGCAGUUUUUGCUGUUUCGAGAAAUACGUGUUUGAAGUUCCGAAAUUACAUGGAUCCUUAUGGUAGAAAGAUAGUUCAAACUGUCUUUUUGACGCUUAAUAUUAGGGAUUCGGGAGCGAAUUUUUCACAGCAUAUGCAUUAAGACUAUAGUUAUUUAUUUAAAAUCAUUAAUACCUCGAUUUUUUCGAAAACUGCACUUAUAUGCGCCUUGUCCUCCAAGCCUCUCAAAUGUGAUGAAUCGUGCGGAUGCCAAAAGCGGAGUCAACAUUAACUACUUUGGACAACAAUUUUUGGGAUUGAAAAUGUAUUCCCCAACCGCGGCCAUCCUACAUAUAAUAUUCAUGUCGGGCUCUCUACUCCCUUCCCUUGCUACAGCCAAUAUUUGCGUGAAACAGGGAACCACCGAUCGGACAAUGCUGACCAACGCGAUGACGUUCCGGGAUCUGAUGAAGCAAAGUACUAUGUUCGUGGAUAAGACUCUCCUCAUCAAAGACUUUCUCGAGCUCCCAACGAAAGUUGUUCUCAUCACCUGCCCACGUCGUUGGGGCAAAUCCCUCAACAUGGACAUGAUACGGGAGUUCCUUCAGAUCACACCCGAAGAGAUUGCGCAACAAACCGGACCUGGUGCGAAGUCAGGGAGAAUGUUACUGCAUUCCACGUACGAACUCAUUAAACCACCUAAUAGCUCCAGAAGUAAUUAUCGCGGGGAAAAGCUGCCUGAGAUAAACAAAUACAAACGAGAUGAGGACGGACGAGUAUUUUGGGAUCAUUCUCAACAACGAUUGACUGGACAAGUAAUUAAUAUUGAGGGACUUUCUGAAAGAAAAAUUGGACUGUCUAACUGGUCGAUGCAACAAAAGGAUUCAUUUAACCUCGGAGGGAAUAGUUUUUUUGAUCAAAAUUCUAAGCGCAAAACAUUUGAACAGAUUGAAUACACAAGUUUCAACCAUAAACCAGCUAAGUAUGAUUUAAAAAAACCAGAUAAGCGAGUUGAAAGUGGUUGGAGCGGUCUAUUUAACCUGACACCACAAGCAAUGUCUAAUCCCUUAAAUAAGCUCACUUCCAAGCUUUCCACGUCCUCCUGGAAGCUACUGUCAAACCGGCUGGUCGACAGUCCUGCCAACAGGAUGUUAAGGAUCAAAACUGGUCCUUCGAGUCGACCAAAUUUUCCGCGCAGCCUUCAGCUUCUGCACCAGGCAGACGAGGAGCCCGCCAUUGGGGACGAUUUAACCCGUCUCUUCAAGCGGAAACCAGAGACUAAUAAGAACAGGAACAAAGCAGGUUCUCAAAAGCGAUCGGACGUGUCCGCGUACCGAAUGUUCAGCCACGGCGAGACGAAUACCGGUAAAUACACGCGGCUGACAAUUGCGGACUGGCAUAAAGUCAUCUCGCAAUAUCUCGGCCAGCACCCCGUGCUUCAUGUCUCCUUGCUCAUUCCGUUUGGCUACUCGUUUGACAGAAUCCUGGAAAGUCUUCAGCAGAAAUUAGCGCAAGUUUACACUCAUUACGCCUACGUUUUUAAGGAGAGAGCGGAAGACGAACGAGAUAAUUUGUGGCGUGACUACGCGCAGAUGGAGGACUCGUGGAGUGACUACGCGCAUGUGCAGGACUCAUGGCAUGACAAGGCACAUACGCAGGACUCGUGGCAAGAUGCGCAGGCGCAGAACGACCCCUUUGACCGCGGUCGUGAGAUGCUGCGCAGACUGCGUGCGCAGAACGCGACGGAGGCGGAGCUGGCGGAUAGCUUGCGGCUUCUAUCACAACUCCUUCACCAACGUUACGGCGCGAGGGUCUUCGUUCUUAUCGACGAUUACGACACACCUGUGAACUUGGCGUUCGCGCGUUAUGCGGGCAACUCGCGCGAACACGAGCGACUGAUCACGUUUAUGUCGCGGCUCUUCGCGAACACGUUCGCGAAUAACCCGCACGUUGAGAAGAGCCUCGUGACCGGUGUAAACGCAAUUGCGGUACACGAGCUAUUCGCGGAGGUCGACUAUGAACACCACAACAUGCUCCGUAGCCAGGUGUCCAGACAUUACGGGUUCUCAGAAACUGAUGUUACACAGUUAUUUCACGAAGCAAAAAUAGCGCUUCCUCUGGCAGCAGCCGCUAAAAGAUUUUACGCAGGCUACGCGCCCGGCUUGAGACGAAAAUUCUGUAACCCGUGGGACAUCUCACAGUUUAUCAAGCUCCCGAAGCUUCGCCGCUGGUGGGUGGAGACUGGCGGCGCCGGGUUCUUCGACCGCGUCUUCCGAUUCAAGGUCCUGAACACACCCCUGCUCACCCUCAUCAGCCGCUCGAGCUACUUGCUACCACUCCAACCCGCGCUCACCGCCACAGAAUACGCCACGCUCAAAGACAUGCUCGCGGAAAGGACCCCCUUUGAUGACCGCGGAGGCCAGCUCUUCUUCAGCUUCAUCUUCGGCGCCGGCUACCUCACCCUCGAUAAUGACGCUAACCGACUCGGUGUCCAUGAAGAAGAAACCCCGGAGGUGCGGGUCAGGUUGCCCAAUGAGGAGAUAGCCUCUGAGCUAACGAACGUGCUGUUGCGUUACUAUGAUUCGCUUAUAUGUAUAAGCCAGCCUGGAGAAGACGUGCGACGGGGUAUUUACGCCGAGUUCCAGAGGUUGUUUAAAGAGGGCACCACCACCACGUUCAAGGAGAUCUUAGAGCGCUUUUUACAGAUACAUCCAAGGUUUGAUGAUGACUCAACGAUUCGAUCAGCGUUGAAUCAUGUGUUACUGUCCGUCCGUGCUACCGAGGGGGACUUUUCGCUGAAGACGGAACGGGACGGGGAGGACAGAAACCCUCGCAGGCCCGCCUUUGCGGUGGCAAAUCUGGAGCUAAGUGUGGGGGUGAUUUUAGAGCUGGAGUGCGGGUUGACGGGAGGUGAAGUUUUGAGCCAAGCCGAGAGAUAUUCGAGCUACUUUCGCGAAAAGAGGGUGAAAAGGGUCCGGUUUGUGGGUGUGGGUGUAUUUCGGAACAAGACUGUUAGCAUUAAAGACACUUGGAAAGCUCGGACUUAAAGAUGAUUGAGACUCAAAAUUGUCGUAAAAUACACGCCUGAUGCAGUGGUAUUCCAAGAGCUUUUUUUCUUUCUGUAACAUUGUUUAUUUGAAAAGAGGAAGUUAAAAAGUUUGUGAAUUUUAAAGGGGAAACUUUAAAAGAAGUGUUCAAGUAUCUGAAGUAAAAACCCCUUUUUCUUCUUCUUUUUCGUGGGGAAACUUUUUUUUCUAUUUAGAAAAAUGAAAACUCUGUAUUGAAUAAAAAUAAUAUUUACAUUAUAAAUAAAUAUUUGUAGAUAAGACCACCCGGGCCGGUUACGAUGAGCGAAGCCUCGUAAGCGUCGGAGUCCGAGCUUCAAGUACGGGUGGGGGAGAAGCGGAGAGGGGCCAGAGUGGACUGGAAGAGAAAAGUACGAGUUGUACGCAGUAGUAGCACGGGCGGCGGGACCUCCGUUCACGCACAAAAAACAGCGAAUAUCUCGAAAACCGAACAUGGGAUUUCUUUGGGCCCAUCUGAGCUUUUGAUCAGAAUGACUAGCUGAGCAACAUAUCAAAGUUUCAGCAGAUUUGACCGGAAGGUAUUUCCCAUAGGGAUGAUGCGGGGUUCUUUUAUACUUGAAAUUUUACAUAAAUUUUAUUCUUGAAAUUUUA